Aspergillus terreus NIH2624 is the source of this 1230-nucleotide messenger RNA. Its product is annotated as glycoside hydrolase family 27 protein. Gene Ontology annotation, biological process: carbohydrate metabolic process. The record is from RefSeq and is a predicted model, not a curated record. The transcript has 4 exons. Bases 1 to 1230 code for a protein of 409 amino acids. Gene Ontology annotation, molecular function: hydrolase activity, hydrolyzing O-glycosyl compounds. Lineage: Eukaryota; Fungi; Ascomycota; Eurotiomycetes; Eurotiales; Aspergillaceae.
AUGUAUCUCCUGAACCUCGCCAAUUUGGUGGCUCUCAGCCAUCUCACCGGCGUAGCGUUGUCGGUAGCUCUACAACGCCGACUUAAUGACUCGCUCGGACUCACUCCGCACAUGGGGUGGAGCAGUUGGAAUGUUGCGCAGUGCGAUGCUGCGUCGGAAACGUAUGCGUUGGGGGCAGCCAACAAAUUCAUCGAACUGGGCUUGAAAGAUCUGGGCUAUACGUAUGUUAACAUUGACGAUUGCUGGUCGACCAAAGAACGAGAUGCCUCAGGCAAUCUGGUGCCGGACCCCGCCAAAUGGCCCAAUGGCAUUCGUGCCGUGGCGGAUCAGAUCCAUGGUCUCGGCUUGAAAUUUGGCCUUUAUGGAUGUGCUGGUGAAAUGACCUGCGCAGGCUACCCAGGUUCGCAAGGCCAUGAGGCUCAGGAUGCCGAAUUAUUGGCCUCCUGGGGGGUUGACUUCUGGAAGCACGAUAACUGUUACACUCCGUGCGUCAGUGAUCCACCGCCCCAGACAUGCUGGGAAGCGUCUGUCGACACUAGGCCCUGGUAUGCCACGAUGCAUGACGCUUUCAAGAGUGUAACCAGUGUGAAGCCGAUCCUGCUGAACAUCUGCCAGUGGGGUCGGAACGAGGUGUGGACCUGGGGGGCUCAGUAUGGCCACUCGUGGCGCAUUGAAGCCGAUAAUUGGGGGGAUUGGGCGUCGGUCGUCAGAAUCGGGGCGAAGGCCUCCGAAAUUCCUCAGUACUCUGGCCCAGGUGGUUUCAAUGACCUCGACAUGCUGUUUGUCGGCAAUGGGGUACUCACUGAGGCCCAAGAGCGACUGCACUUUGGGCUGUGGGCUAUUGCCAAAUCGCCCCUUGUGAUUGGUGCUGAUCUCAACACCAUAUCGGAGAGCUCGCUCAAUAUCCUGAAGAAUAAGGACAUUAUUAGCAUUAAUCAGGAUGAACUUGGUAUCGCGGCGGGGAUCUUCCAGCCUCCGAAUGCCCCGGCGCCGGUAGCGGGUGAGAUCUAUCCGUACUGGGCGGGCCCCCUCAGUGAUGGCGUCGUCAUUGCAUUUGCUGCUGCCAGUGGUGGAGGUACAUUCUCCGUGAACUUGGUCGAUGUGCCUGGCCUAGAGGGUGGUUCAUAUAGCUGGAAGGAGCUCUAUUCGGGAGAGGAGGGUUCUGGCGAAAGCAUAACUUUUGAUGUGGCUGACGAUGAUAUCGCAAUCUUCAAGGUCACUACCUCUUGA